AUGACAAAAGACAACCGUUUUCUCGACGAAUUCAGACUUUAUGGCCUUCGUCCUGCUCCUCGUGGUGCAUACGGAAUCACCGUUACUUUCGAUAUCAACGAAGAGGGAGUGCUGACAGUAACAGCAGUCGAUGACAAAACUGGGAACAUGGGUGACGUCACUAUCACCAACUUCAACCAGUACUUGUCAAAGGACGAGAUUCUGAGACUGCAAGAAAACGAAGAAAGGUACAAGCGAGAGAAACACGAAUCAUCCCAGACUCAGAAUGCGAGACAUACUCUGGAGAGCUUCUGUUUCGAGAAAUUGAGAGAAUUUAAAUCCAAUGUGAGUCAAAAUUUUGAUACACUUGUUUUACUUUUUAACUUUUAAAACUCGAGGUAUUUGGUAGUGCAAUAUAUAGACAUUGUGGACUUAUGUUUGUGUGAUUUUAGAUGCUGGAAGGCCAUUCCGAUAAAGAAUUUAUAAUUGAGAAAUGCCUGGAAACCAUCGAUUGGAUUGAUAAAAAUCCUUUGGCUCCAAGGUCGGACUUCGAGAACCAAUUGAAAGAGAUGGAAGAACUUUGUGAAUGUUUCAUGUCCAACGUCAUUGUCCUUUAA
Bursaphelenchus okinawaensis is the source of this 596-nucleotide messenger RNA. Lineage: Eukaryota; Metazoa; Nematoda; Chromadorea; Rhabditida; Aphelenchoididae. The record is from the annotation of a GenBank genome assembly.